UUCAUACAUCAAGACUUCAUAAAGUGGAGAUGACAAAAGGAUGCGAGACCGACCUCGAGGCAAUCGGGAAUUUGAAUUGAUUUCUUCAUCGUUUGACCUCGUUCCAAUUUGCCUUUCCUCAGUCUCGUUGGCCGAUUGCUGGCCAGAAUACAAUGCCUCCAAAUGCAUCGAGGACCGUCUUUGUCGCCAACAUCCCCUAUGACGUUUCCGAAGAGCAGCUAGCCAAUGUCUUCUCAGAGGUCGGCCCAGUCGCCAACGUUGAAAUCAAGUUCGAUCCACAGACGGGCAGAAGCAAGGGAUACGCCUUUGUUCAGUAUACAGACGAAGCGACGGCCUUCUCAGCCGUUAGAAACUUACAUGAAGUGCCUGUGAAUGGACGGAAUCUCCGUGUGGAGCUAUCCACAGAAGAACCUGGACCGAGACGUCGUGUAGGCGGGCCAGGAGGAGGAGGAGGUGAUAGUGGUCCACCGGGAGGGGGUGUUAUUCGGGGUGGACCUGGAGCAGGAGGAGCAGGAGUCGGAGGAAGGCGGAGCGGAGGUGAUAGAGAUUUCUCACCAGCGCAAGGAGGGGGAGGUGGUGGUGGUGGUGGUGGACCGCCAGGCGGCGGGUACGGUCGCAGACCGAUGGAGGAUGAUUACGGAUAUGGGGGACCAGGUGGACCCGGAUCUGGACCCGGACCUGGAGCAGGAGCUGGAGCUGGGGGACCACCUAUUGAUCUCCAUCUGAUACCUCAAGGACGUGAUGUUCCACCUGGACAGAAGGCUACCGAUGUCAUCAGUAAGACUCUGGCAGGUAUCCAACCUGGACAAAUGCAGGAUGUUAUGAUGGGCAUGAAGACACUCGUAACGACUCAACCGGACAAAGCUAGACAAAUGCUCAUGAGUAGCCCACAACUGGCGUAUGCCUUAUUUCAGGCCAUGCUUCUCAUGAACAUUGUUGAUCCAGCUGUCCUCCAACGCAUCACACCCCUACCGCCUGCUGCUGCUGCACCACCCCCUCAAUCACAGUAUCCUCCACCACCACAACAAUCCAGCUACCCGUCUUAUCCUCCACCUGGUCCUCCGGCACAACCAUCCUUCCCUCCUCCUCCUCAACACCACCAAAGUUAUCCGCCUCCGCAGCCAGCGUACGGUGCACCUCCUCCUGGACCACCAGGUGGUUACGGUGCGCCCCCACCAGCUGCUACGCCUGCCCUAUCGCCCGCUGUACAGGCACAGCUUGCGACGUUGCCGGCGGACCAACGAGAUAUGCUGAUGCAGGUCCUGACUCUGACUCCCGAGCAAAUCAACGCCGUGGAUCUAACACAAAGAGAAUCCAUCAGGCAGCUACGCCAGCAGUUCCUCGGUACCGCUUAGGGACAGUAGGGGCAGGCGUCAAUCCCCCAGAAAGAAACAAAAUAAAUGU
Kockovaella imperatae is the source of this 1404-nucleotide messenger RNA. RefSeq lists its product as hypothetical. Gene Ontology annotation, biological process: mRNA 3'-end processing. The transcript has 8 exons. Gene Ontology annotation, cellular component: mRNA cleavage and polyadenylation specificity factor complex. The record is from RefSeq and is a predicted model, not a curated record. The coding region runs from base 153 to 1355 and encodes 400 amino acids. Lineage: Eukaryota; Fungi; Basidiomycota; Tremellomycetes; Tremellales; Cuniculitremaceae. Gene Ontology annotation, molecular function: mRNA binding.